Molecule: messenger RNA, 1785 nt
Organism: Letharia columbiana
Lineage: Eukaryota; Fungi; Ascomycota; Lecanoromycetes; Lecanorales; Parmeliaceae
Exons: 7
Coding region: 1-1785 (594 amino acids)
Biological process (GO): karyogamy involved in conjugation with cellular fusion; nuclear membrane fusion involved in karyogamy
Cellular component (GO): endoplasmic reticulum membrane
Source: RefSeq, a predicted model, not a curated record
AUGGCGUCUACUUUGAAAUGCAAUUGCUGUUUGGCAAUUGUCGUUGUCCUUCUGCUUCUUCUUCCUCGUUCAAAGGCCUUCGGAUUUUCGAAGUCGAGGACCAGAGUUGACUCGGCCAGUAAAGAACGUCGCCCAUUUGCUCCGGAUCAAGACCUCACAGCCCUCAUCAGACAUGAGCCUGUUGAUCAGACCGGCAUCUACACACACGCACUUCAGCUCCUCUCCUCGAUGCAAAGUUCACCAUCCUGCAACCGGCUUGCCGCAUCUACAUUGCUUGAUUCAUGUCAUACCAUUGAUGAUUGGAAUCGGAAUGCAGAAGACUCCCUUGAGGACAUAAGAUCGGUCUAUGCCGCCCAAUUGGCCAUGUGCGAGAUUGUGAGUGCUGGGUCAGCAGUCCCUCAGGCAUGCAGAUCGCUGGACGUUUCACGAGGAACAAAUGUCCAGCAGACCAGCGGCUUCAAAAGCAUUCGCAGUGAUCAAUUGGGCCUUUGCUUGCAGGCAUUGGAAUCAAAGCCCCAAUGGUGGACAAGCUACAGCAACAGCAAGCAAAAUGCAAUGGUGAUGUGUCAGGCCGCUCGUGUGGACAUCGAGAAAGAUGAGCUCAUUAAGCUGCAUAAGUCAGCCGUGGAAAUCAAUGCGGAUGCCAACGCUGCUUUGUUGAGAACUGCGAAAGAAGUCAAUGAUGGGUUGAAUCAGCUUCAGAGUAACUUUGCGCUCGCCAAGCAGAUGUUUCAGGACCAAUUGAUGCAUGACAUCGAAGUUUCAUCCACCAAAACGGAGUCUUUCUUCGAGAAGCUGGUUAAAGGCAUGGACACUGCUGUACAAUCAACCCUCAGCAAGAUGGCAUCGACAGUGAGAGCCAUGGAUUUGAAUGCGGCUAGUUUGAGCGAAAAUGUCCACAAAGCCAAUGUCGAUUCCGCGAACCUAGAGAAAAAUAUUGGAAGAGUCUUUCAACAGGUGGUAACGGGCAGCGCAGAGCUGGCUGCGACUCAGACCGAACAAUGGGAUCUCAGCCGUGUGCUGGCGGUGGAACUGCAGAGCUCUUUACAAAAAUUGAAAGAAGGAGAGAUCGGUCUAUUGCUUGAUGCGUUAGUGAGUAUGCAGGGCCAAUUACAAACCAGCAAUGAGCUGGUGACCUUCAUGUACCUGAGGCAGAAUGAGCUCUACGAGCGCGUGCAAGAUCUCGACCACUCGUUCACCGGACUCGAAUCGAAAGCAGAGACACUUCAUGCAGCUCAGACACGCCAGGCGGAGAUGCAGGCGCAUUUGCACAACCAAACGCGAAUUGAGAUGCUGGCUUCUCAGAGCUUGAUUGUCAACGUAACUUCAAGUGCACGUGGUCUCCAUGAAGCAGUAGAUGAUGCUGCCGCAAAAAUAGCGAAGAUGGCUUGGUUUGGCGCACUUCCCGGAGAACUUUUCAGACUGGGUUGGUUGGUGCUCGCAGUCGCUGUGCUGCACUGGUACAGUCCCAACCACGCGAAGUUCGUAGCGACAGUCAUUGGAUUCAUGAUACUUGUGCACGCCUCUGGUAUACUGAGCGACCUCAAGUCAAUCCCUUCGGACUUGACAUUCAUCCACCAUGCUUCGGGCUACAAAGUCCGUCUGUGGCUACUCAUCAGACUUGCUGCAACGCUAGGUGUUAUCGCCAUAAUCGCUGCUAUUAUCUACCAGCACACGAACGUUUUCAGAGCUUUGCGCUCCUCCAUCGUUAGGAAUAAGCCUUCUGACCUGGCGUUCAUAGGAUUGGAAGUUUCUGAGAGGCAGCACCGUCAGUGGAGCAUCUAG